Anthostomella pinea is the source of this 2064-nucleotide messenger RNA. The record is from the annotation of a GenBank genome assembly. Lineage: Eukaryota; Fungi; Ascomycota; Sordariomycetes; Xylariales; Xylariaceae.
AUGGAGGGGACGGCGCCAAAACGACGCAAGACGUCACCUACCAGCAAUGUUCCUACAGGCGCAAAUGCGUCCUCGUCUUCCGAUUCCGAUGGGUCAGUCAGGCGGUCUGCUAGACGACGACGUCCCUCUUUCGCAUCACCCACAAAGGCCAGCCUCGCGCGCGCAAAUCCCGACAUCCUGGAACGAAGAGACGCCGCCCGAAGCCAGCGCUCUACUAGUAGCAAUGCGCCACCAGCUGCUUCGGAGCCCGGCAGUGCAGCCAGCAAUCCUGGGAGCGAUUCAAACGUCGUCGCGACUCAAGUGGAAGCCGAGCCAGAGUUCGGACGACCCGAGGAUGACGGGGCAGGAGGCAGACGGACCGCGCGACAGACAUCGGUAAACCAACCGAGAAGCCCGGUGCGACGCGUCGAGGGAGGACUGGCGUCGCAACCUCGAAGAACGCCCAACAAGCCCUCGCCAAGGCCAUUACCACCGCCCUCGGCGGAGGAGGAAGAAUUGAUCGACCCAUUCAAGGGCCGAAGACUGCGACGCUCACCUCCGCCCGGGGUCCUCCCGCCCGUUGUCCCCGAAGAGCCAGAUCUUCCGCCCACGCCCACCCAGAAGGGUCUCGCCGAUCCUUCCUCUAUCAACACAUCACCGGUCGGAAUCCACAACACACCUUCGAAGCGUCCUAGGAGGAGUCGAGUGUUGGCAGAAAGGAUGAAAAGCUCACCUUUAAAACAGCCACCUCUGCGUCCGCCCGAGUUCCUCAAGGAAAGCGUAGAAAUCACAAACAUAGCCAGGAGCGAACCCAGACGCCAGAAAAAGAGGCGAAAGUCACACCCGGCUCGGAACGUACCAGAAAUCGACCCGCUAGCAGAUAAGAAAGCAUUGCGGGAUGCUCUAGUCGCCGAGGUCGCACAGCUGGAACGUGAUCUUGCAUUCGCGGCUCGUGAGAACAACCGCUUGUAUGAUUUACAACAGUCAAGCCGCAGCUCGUCAAAUGUCCCAGGGCCAGCUGAUGAAGACCUGUUGGAUCUCCUGCGCUGCCAUGCACUCCCACCAGCAAAAGAGGCGCCCCCUGGCCCGAUGGAGGAUUGGCUCAAGGCAGCGCUAGACCCCGUCUCGUUUCUCCCGUUCGGCCAAGCCAAGGCCACACUUCCGCUCGUGUUUACUGCGCAGCGAGAGACCGAGGAAGCGCCUCCGGAUUCACACCAUCCUAUCUCCAUUACCGCAGAGGAAGAGCUUCCGUACUUGCAAGUCUUCACGCCACUUGUUUUCACCUCAACCGUGUCUACCGCGCCUCGAGAAGACGAAGAGAGCGCAGGCCCGCUCAUGCAGAGACACGCUAUCUCGGUUUCGUCAUCACCGCCUGGCCUGUUUGCGGCCACUAUCGAUAUGACAGUCAGCACCAAGACGUGGUCGAUAGCUAGGUUAAGCGUGCCGCGCCUUGAUCCAGCUGCCGUCGGCGAACUGGGCCCUUUCGUGGAGAAGGUCGUCCAAGGCGGCGGCGGCAACAGCGCUCUCACGCGGAACCUGAGCAUCGUCACCUGGGCCAUGAGCGGGUGGGUGCGUCUCGCGACAAGACGAGCACGUUUCUGGUGUGCGGUGGAGAGAGAUCUUGGAACCAUGGACGGAGUCACUAAGUGCGCCAAGGCCAUGAGACAAGGAGUCCGAAGGAGGCGCCCGAGCCGACGGCCUGAGGUGGUGGACGGGGAUGACGACGAUGAGCUCGACGACGAUGAAUCUGAAGCCGACAGGAAGGGGGGCUACAGUAAGGCCGACUUGCUCCCGCAGCUUGCGAGGACCAGCCUCGAUCUGGAGUUGCCCAGCUCAAACGGUGAUGGUAACAAUGAGGCGCCGACGGCUCGUAUCCAGUGGCGCAUCGAGUUCGACUGGACGGGAGAAGCCCAGAGCAAAAUUGGGCUUCUCGUUGGUGCUCCGACGCGGUGGCAUGGCAAUGACGAGAAACGAAGUCUGACUAGUAUCCCGGACAUGUUCGACAAGCUGGUCCAGGAAAUCAAGGAUCCUAUGGAGGCUGUGAAGACGGUUGUUGCUUUGAUGGUCGGCGAGGGGAAGCAUUGA